UCGUUUCAAUCCCGUGCGAGCUUGCAAUAUGCCAGUUGCGACGCCCAGAACACAAACCCACGAGUGAAGAGAAAAAAUCAAUCGAUUUGAAGAUAAUCGAAGCUAGAAAAUGCUGAAUGUAAUCUUUGAAGUUGCAAAUAUGAAGAAGCUUAGCUUCCUCUUUUUCUUUAUCUGUAUCUUGAUAUCUCUCAAGAACCAAAAUGCAGAGACCAAGAAAGGUUCUUCGACUUUUUGCACUGCAACCAAUAGGUUUCCUUCUUCCUGGGAUUUGUGUCCUUCAUUAUUCUUGUCUAUGGAGGAUGAAGAAGAUGGCCAUUCUCGGGGCUCACUGUCGUAUGAUUUUUACCGUAAUUCCUGCCCACAAGCUGAGAACAUCGUUCGAGAGUUGGUUCGGGAUAUUAACAGAGUCAAGUCCAGUGUCGCUGCUGCUCUCUUGAGACUUGCCUUCCAUGAUUGUUUCAUUGAGGGGUGUGAUGCUUCUAUUUUACUGGAUCCUGCUGGAGGCUUAAAAUCUGAGAAAGAAUCAUCACCCAAUCUAAAUCUGAAAGGAUUUGAUAUAAUUAACAAAAUAAAGUCACAGAUUGAAGAAGUAUGCCCUGGAGUUGUUUCUUGUGCUGAUAUUGUUGUUUUAGCGGCCAGAGAAGGUGUUGUUCAGAGUGGUGGUCCAUUCUAUCCAGUGUUCACUGGCAGAAGAGAUUCUACUCAUUCUUUCCCAGAUGAGGCGACAUUGAAGCUUCCUUCACCCCAAGCUCAGCUACCUGAAACCCUUGCAUCUUUUGCAUCUAAGGGAUUUGAUCAAAGAGAAACUGUCAGUCUCUUGGGUGGUCACAGCAUUGGAAUGAUCCACUGCAAAUUUUUCAUUAACCGUCUCUACAACUAUAAUGGGACUAAUAAACCUGAUCCUUCUCUCGAUACUCAAUUCCUUAACAUUUUGAGGUUCAUAUGCAACAACAGUUCUGCAUCAUUAGCAGAUUCAUUACCAUCAACACUGGUAGCUCCGUUUGGUUGCUCAAAGUUAUUAUCAAAAGCAUCAUCACCUGACUGUAUGGGAUCACAGUCUUCAACUUCUGAGAAGCCGAGAAGUAGCACACAACUGUCUUCGCUUGAGGAGCCAGGAAUCAAUAUGGCUUAUGAGGGACCUGGAGUAGAUUUUGGCAGAUUGUAUUACCGGACUCUUCUACAAGGUAGAGGAAUCCUAGUUUCCGAUCAACAACUGAUGUCUGGGGAAGAAACUGCCAAAUGGGUGAAUGCAUACGCUUCAGAUGUCUCUCUUUUCCGCCGAGAUUUUGCACGAGCAAUGGUGAAGCUCUCCAAUCUCCAAGUCUUGACAGGUUCAGAUGGACAGGUCCGGGUCAAUUGUUCAAAGAUGGCAUGAGAGAAGGGAAACUCUAUUACUUGUUGAGCUUCCUCUCUACUGGUUUUUGGGGUUCUGUUCUUGCACAUUUGAAAUUUUGAAGAACUCGAAUAGAAUUCUG
Messenger RNA from Manihot esculenta (cassava), 1475 nucleotides. Its product is annotated as putative Peroxidase 48. Gene Ontology annotation, molecular function: peroxidase activity; heme binding. The coding region runs from base 110 to 1375 and encodes 421 amino acids. The record is from RefSeq and is a predicted model, not a curated record. Gene Ontology annotation, cellular component: plant-type cell wall; plasmodesma. Gene Ontology annotation, biological process: response to oxidative stress; hydrogen peroxide catabolic process. The transcript has 4 exons. NCBI's taxonomy places the organism in Eukaryota, Viridiplantae, Streptophyta, Magnoliopsida, Malpighiales, Euphorbiaceae.